Molecule: messenger RNA, 621 nt
Organism: Penicillium alfredii
Lineage: Eukaryota; Fungi; Ascomycota; Eurotiomycetes; Eurotiales; Aspergillaceae
Exons: 2
Coding region: 1-621 (206 amino acids)
Source: RefSeq, a predicted model, not a curated record
AUGCAUCACAAAGCUCUCGCCGUCCUUUUUCUGUCUGCCACUGCGCUGGCCACUCCCGAGCUCGAGAAGAAGCAGUAUGGGGACUCGUCCGACGACUACUACAGUAGUCUGAUGAGCAACCUCCACAGCAUCAACCUCCCCUCCAACUAUCAAGACUACAUGCCGAGCUCCUCCAGCGACUCGGCCAGCGAGAAGACUACUGAAAAGCCCACCGCUGACGACAGCACCAUGACCACUUCUGACAACAAGCCCACCGGCUCGGGCGACCAGUCGUCCAUCACCGAGCCCCCAAGCGCGUCAUCGAUGUCCAUCGACAUGCCUCCUCCCUCCAUCCAGUCGGUACUGAUGACCGCCGUCCCGGCCUCAUUCCUCUCGCAGAUGUCGAACCCGUCUGCGCGCUCGUCCAUCAUCCAUGAGAUCGAGGACGGCAACUACCCAAAGUGGUACCAGACUCUGCCUGCCAGCGUCAAGAACUGGGUCUCUGACCAUUGGGCCACGGGUGCCCCGACUGAGGGUGGCUCGGGGUCGGGCGGCCAUAACGCCGCCUCUGCUCCUGCGGGGACUGCUGCCCUGGGGCUUAUGGGUGCGGCUGGUAUCCUGGCCCUGGCUGUGAUGUUGUGA